Messenger RNA from Bacillus rossius redtenbacheri, 9844 nucleotides. RefSeq names its product dnaJ homolog subfamily C member 16 (gene l(3)80Fg). NCBI's taxonomy places the organism in Eukaryota, Metazoa, Arthropoda, Insecta, Phasmatodea, Bacillidae. The transcript is spliced from 13 exons. The coding region runs from base 259 to 2679 and encodes 806 amino acids. The record is from RefSeq and is a predicted model, not a curated record.
ACCGCAUUCUACUUUGACGCUUUGACCAGCCUAUCUCCGUACCUUUUCUCGAUAUUUUUGUUAUAUAUUUUUAUAUUCUGUGCCCUUUUAAAACGCGUCAAAAUAUUGCUUGAGGAUAGUUGGCUAUCCUGAAUUGUUAAUCACACUUUAAAAAUGGUGUAUGUGAUCGAUAUUUGUUGUUAAAGGCGUAAGUUAAAAAAUACGCUUUUAAACUGUUAAUGUAAAUUUUUUAAUGCUGUAGGAAUAUAUUAAGAAGAAAUGAGAUGGCAGAGACAAUCAAUUUUUUUUAUUGUCAUAAUAUUGGGUGUUCAGGGUUUAGGUGAUCCCUACAAAAUUCUCGGCGUUAGAAAGUCUGCUACUGUUCAGGAAAUACGGAAAGCUUAUAAACAAUUAGCUAAGGAAUGGCAUCCUGACAAAAACAAUGACCCCAAGGCAGAAAAUAAGUUUGUGGAGAUCACGCAAGCGUACGAAUUGCUGACAGACCCGGAAAGAAGGAAAAAUUAUGACAAUUUCGGGAUCACAGAAAAUGAAGCACUUCACAGGAACAAAAAAGAUUACAGCCAGUAUCGGAAGUACGACCCAUUGGACGACCUCUUUGGGCCGAAUUUCGGAAGCUUCAAGUUUCAUUACCAGGAUCACGACAUAACACUGUUUCACAAACUGAGCAUUACUACAAGGGGCUACGAGAGCAAGCUGGUGCCGCGGAGCCGCCGCGUGCCGCACCUGGUCUUGUUCUACUCGGACUGGUGCUUCCCCUGCCUGCAAGUGGAGCCGGUGUGGCGGCGCGCGGCGGAGGAGCUGGGGCCCCUGGGGCUGGGCCUGGCCACGGUGCACGCCGAGAAGGAGCAGCCGCUGGCCCGCAAGCUGGGCGUGAAGGUGCUGCCGGCCGUCGCCCUGGUCGUCGACGGCAAGGCCUUCCUCUACGGCGACGCCUCCUUCAGCCUGCAGCGCAUCGUGGAGUUUGUACGCAGUAAAUUUCCAUACAGAAUGGUACAGCCCAUUAAUGAUGAUAAUGUGGAUGUAUUCUUGAGUGGAUGGGUGGAUAAUCGUGUACGAGCUUUGAUAUUUGAGCGCCAUGAAGCCGUCAGGUUACGUUACUUGUUAAUGGCAUUUUAUUAUCGAGACAGAGUCGCUUUUGGGUUUGUACAGCUGAAUUCUGCCAACAGCAAAAAUAUCCAGAAACGUUUUAAAGUUCCUAGUGACAUAGAAACAUUGUUGCUGUUCAAUGAGAAUGUUAACAGGCCGGCUGCUAGCUUGAGCAUGUCUGAUAUGCCCAUCAAGACCAUGCAAGACAUUAUAAACAGUAAUAAGUACCUUCUGUUGCCAAGACUUUCUUCCCAGGAGAUGCUGGACACUCUGUGCCCGCCCGAGUGGGCGCGGCCGCGCAAGCGCCUGUGCGUGGUGCUGGUGUGCCGAGACACGCCCGGCCACGACGAGCCGCGCCGGGCGCUGCGCCAGUUCGCCCAGGAGUCCCCGCACAGUGCGGACCGGGUGCGGUACGCCUACGUCUUCCAGGAGAGGCAGGCCGAGUUCGUCAGCGCCCUCACCGGCGGGGAAGGCAGCCCCGCGGAGCCCCUCCUGCACGUGGUGUUCAUCUGGAGGCGGGACGCCAGCCACAUAAAGUACGAGUGGCUGUCUCGCUCGUGGACCAUGUCCUCCAGCCAGGAGUGGAACGAGACCCGUGAGCGGCUGGAGGCGACCAUCCAGCGGCUGCUGCACGACUCUGAGGCCCUGUCCUACGAGGCCGUGGUGCAGGAGCUGAUAGACGAGCAUGCCCAGGGCAUCCUGACUCGCAUCCUCACCAAGCUGCUGCUGACGGCAGACUUCCUCAAGGACAACGUCACCAAGGACCAGCUGCUGCCGGUCAUUUCCGUGGUGGUCACCGUCGUCUUCGUCGUCAUCGCGGGAUACAUCAUGUCCUACCUCAUGCGUCUCGAAGAGGAGAGCAUUCGUAAAGGGUAUCAGAAUGGAGAGGCAUUCGGUGAGGCGACUGCUUCCGUUCCUGGCGACGGCUCGAACGCGAAGCCCGUGCCGUCGUCAGAGUUGCGAUUGCACGAACUGAGGGCAGAGACGUACAAUGGAAUGGUUCGUUUACUUAAGCCUGGUUGCCGUACCAUCAUCUUGUUAGUUGACAUGCAGUCAAGAAAUAAACUUAUUGCUGAAUUCCACAGGAUCAUUUGGCCAUACCGCAAGAACAAGACAUUAAUGUUUGGCUUCAUGUGUCUUGAGCAUGGACUGGACUGGUACAAAAGCCUGUUGACCUUGAGUUUGCCUGAGCCGAGGGACCUGAAAAUAAACCCUCGCAACUGCAUAGGCACUGUGCUGUCCUUGAACGGCCACCGCAAGUAUUUCUGCAUGUAUCACGCCAAGCAUCCAGAGUGUAUGAAAGUGAAGGGCUCCAAGCGAAUGGUCAAAAUGACAAAGCAUUUCAGUAAUCAACCAAGUAGCAAGAGUGGAGCCUUCAUUGGCUUCGACUCCAGUGACUCGGAUGAUACUGAAACAUCGGACGUGGAAAUUGGAAACAGGCAUUUGGAUAAGGCUGCCGUUUCAGACAAGUACAGCAAUGUGGUUUUCCAGAGCAACUUGUUGGACGGUCUCCCAAACUGGUUGGACAGACUCUUCGAAGGAACCACGCACCGAUUUCACAUCAAUUACUGGCCAGACUUUUCUCCAAAGUAACAUUCAUGACAAGUAGUAUUUGGAUUGAGAGUACCAGCUGUUGUUUUUGGUACACUCGAAAUUUUUUGUGUUUGUGACUUGCUUGUGAAUUUUGUGGAAUGGAUUUGUUUUAAUACCUACCGUUUGUAUGUUCAUCUUUUUUUUAAUUACAUAUGCGCCAAUUCAUGGCAUUGCCAGUCUGUAGUUACCAAACUCUCCAAACGUUUUGUUGAAUGAAACUUACGUACAGAACUUCUAAGUGCUGGCUUGUACAUAAAGAUCUUGUUUUAAUAGUGAGAUUAAAAAGAAUAUAGAUAUACUAUUUAGUAUUACAUAGCAUAUACUAUAUGAAUUUCCAGUAUGUCUGCUUUUGUUGAUAGCGAACAAAUCCUUCAUGAUCAUGUAUCUGUUGGUUUAUAGAUACUGCCAUGUCAAAUUUUAACAUGGAAAAACUUUCAUAGUGAUUGGUACAUUUAGUUCUGAAACCAACACAUUCUCUUCUUCCUGAUUCUUGGUGUUUUAUUUAUGACCAUUUUAAAACUGGGCAGUCUGUAAGGUAACUUUAAGUUAUAUGUUUAAAAUUUUUCAACAUGUUUUAGAUUUUUAAGCAUACAUUUAUAAAUUCAGCAUUCACUGGGAAAGAUGGGCAGUUAUAAUUUUUUUUUUUAAUUUUAUUUGCAUUCUGUAUCUAAAUUUUUGCCCCUAUUCGUGUGUGUAUACAUAUCUAUGACAACCUGUGAGUUAAUAUGUACUUAAAUCAGGGAUGCAAACAACUGUUUGCCUAAUCAUCCUGAGUUACAUCAUUUUUUUAGGCAUGUGGCCAAAUAAUUGAGGUAACUAUCGUAAAUUUGUUAAUCAUAAAAAAAAAAAAAAUUCAGCAGUAUGUACUCUUAUGUACACUAAAUUUCUGAGUACCAUGGAAAAAUUGGAUUUACUGCAUUAUAGUUAGAUAGCUUAAUGGUGCAAAACACCUUUACACUUGGAUAUUGGGCAUUGACAUUGUUAACAUUAUGAAUGGCAUCAGUUUUAAACAACAAAGUUUUUUAAGCUGGUUUACUUCUCUGUAAUGUGUUCUCAUUGGAAGAUGGUUGUUUUACAAACACAAAAACACACGUAAAGUAGCUGCUUAAAAAUAACGCACCUCUGAGAUAUGAAAUAAGGUAACUUCUGCUUCUCAAAAUUAAUUAAGUUACUCAUUAAAAAAUUUAGAAAAUGAAUCAUACAGCUAGCUGAAUAUCAUUGGUGCAGCACACAGGUUUGGUUAAAUCACUUCAAUCACAUAGCGAGAAUAUAUUGAACUGGAAAGCUGUCUAACAAAAUGUUAUUUAAAUAAAUAAUUUUUUUCUAACAUUGGAGUUUCCAUACAAAGAAAUGGAUCCACAGCUGUUUGUAAUGAAGUAAACAAGUAUUAUUCAGUUUGGAAUUUGACAUUAUGGUAUUGGUAAGAAUAUAAAGUAUAAUUUUUUUAAGUGUCGAAAAAGUUAUGAGACAUCAAAGGUUUUCGAAGGUCAGCUUAAAAUUAUUACAUCCCUGGCUUAAAUGUUUGUUUGAGCUAAAAAUUUUAUAAAAGUCUAAUGUAUUAAUUCAGUAAUUUAAUCUUGCAGAAAAUAGAACAGGUAUUUCAUCAUUAUAUUUUAUAUAUAUAUUUUAUAUAUGUAUGUGUGUUUUGAAAUUACAAAAAUAUUGCGGAACACUUACUGAUACUUAUGUAAUACCAACUGUUCAUCGUGGUAAGUGAUUUAUAUUUAUGUACCCUUCUACAAUUACAUACUGUGAAGAUAGUUGAGUAUUGUUCCAAAUAAAAUUAAUUUAUAUGAUGGCAUGUUUAUAAUUUUGAUCAUUUUGGUUCUGUAGCAUCAAUAAGUAUGAUUUCUUCAGAUAGGUACAUCUUUAUGUAAAUUUCAUUCCAUAGCAAUGUGGUUUGUUUGUACCUACCAUCACUAUUUUUUUAUUGUUUUAAAAGUAGAAUUAGCAUUGUAUAGUAUACGGGCUGGAAAAAUAAUAUUUGCAUCUUAAUAAACGUUCCAUCACAGUCUACAGUCAAAAUGAUGUAAAAAUACUGUGCUGCAAAUAGAUACUUUCUGUCAAAUAGAAGGUUCUGAAAUAUUAACAAAUUUGAGAUGGUGAUAAUAGGUUCAGAUGCAUUCAUGCUUGAAAACGAAAGGAUUAGGAAAUUGCUUUGCUGGAAGAUUUUUUUUUUUUAGUUUUAGUGUUUUGAAUGAAUAGUGAAUAAAAGGAACUUUAUGUCUUGUUGAGAAGAUGAGUAGUGAUGAGAUAAGACACUCGCGAUAUCUGCCAUGUGUCUUGGUUGAGAAAAUAUCUGGCUUUGCGGUGGUGUGUAUGAGCCCACAUCGUGUGUUAAACGUUCUGAAAAUGCAGAACAGAAAUGCAAAAUAUUCAAAUAAUUAUUUAAUUGCAGUAUGAUCUGUAGCCUAUAAUGAUACACAUGAGAAAAAAGUGUGAAGUCAAUUCAACAUAGGUCAAAAUUAAGUUUUAUUGUUAUUAAUAUAUUUCCUGUUUUUGACACAUUUUUGUAAUAAAAAUUCCACGUAUGCAAUUUUUUUUUAUCAAAAUCUGUUAUAUUAACUUGUAUUUUUUUUUGUAUUCAAUAUGUUUUUGAAAAAAAGGUUUUAUUUAUUAUUUUUUUAAGAUAAUGAAGCUAUUGUAAAAAAAAAAUAGGCUCUCUUCAUUAGUCAUAAUUGUAUAAAGUUUAUUUAUUCAAAACUUAGUUUUCGUCAAAGAACUGCCUUUGAAAACUUUUGAAAAAGUAUUUAUUACUUAUAGAAAAUGUGUUGACUUUUUGUAAACACUAUUGUUUUCAAAAUCAGCACUUGAUCCCCAUUUGACUUUUUUGUUACAUGUCACAUUUGAAACCGUAUUUUAUAAGAUUAGAGCAUAAAAUUAUGAAUGUAAGUUUACUGCAUAAAUAUUGAAGCAGAACUGGGUUUUUGUGAAUGUUACUUGGAAGGAAUUGUAUAGGUGUAAUACAGUAAAACUUGUAUUGAACAUCGUCUAAACUCUAAGCCAUAGUUGUGACGGUUAAUCAAAUAUUUACACAGAUAAGAUAUCUCUUAAUCCAUACAUAUGUAAAUAACGUGAUUUCACUGCGGCUUUGGAUGAAAUUAAAAAUAAACUUAGACAUAAUGUAAAAGUAGGGUCUAAGUCUCUAAGUAAUACAAUUAAUCACAGUAUUCUUUAUUUUCUGUUGUAUUUUGAUUCUUGAUUUGGUGACAUAAUGCUUAAAAAGGUUUUAACAUACAUACUAUACCUAUUGUAAAGUUUGGUUAUAUAUUUUGGUGUAAAAAUGACUUUACUUCAGUUAAGCAAUGUGGUAUUCAGGUAUUUUGAACCAGUAGUUUUAUGAAAGAAAAAUGUGGAAUGUGAUUUUUUUUUCUGGUGGACACUUUGUUCUCAUAUUUGUCAUUUCUAUUCCGUCUGAGUACUUUUUGUCUUUUACCUUUUCCUGUUUUUUCCUGGGUUUAAAAAAAGCCAAUCACUAACUUAUUGAUUUUCACUUAUAUAAAAAAAAAUCCAGCAUUCAUAAUGUUCAGUGAAAAGACUGUCUAUCCUUUAGCAUGAUAUUGUACGAAUGUUUUAAAUCAUUCAUAGUGUUACGUACAAUUUGUGUACCAAUUUUGAAAGCCGGAAUUGUUUAGAACUUCUGAUGAAACAAUGUUAGUUUUUGUAUCUUUAUUUUUAAUUUGUGUACCAGUUUGUGUGAUUUAGUGAUUAGUAUUUAUAUAGUUAUGUGUUUUAGUAUUUGCUAGAACUUUUGUGGUUCUAACUACCUGGAGAUAUUUAUAAAAUAGUUACACGAGAAAUAAUUUGUGGAAUGUUGGCGUUACAAUUCUAGUCACUAUGUUUUGAUGUAUGGUGUAUAUUUCAAAAUAGUUAGUGUGUUCCUAUGAUUACUGUAGAUCUAUUUCUGCCUGUAUAAUGUUGUAGCACAUUAGAUGAGACUUAUACAUGCCUAUAUCGUCGGAGUCUCAUACCCACAGAUUUUGCUCACAACUUACAGGAAAUAAGUUUUGAGGUGGAAUGUUUUGGUAACUGGCCUUAUUGGGUGCCAAACUGCCAAAUUGAAUCUCAUUCAACUGUUACAGUGCUUACACUUGUUACAAACUUUUCCUACUUGUUAUAUAUGAUAAGAAUUAUAAAAGUAGUAGUAUGAGUGUAGUUCAGUGAAAAGUAGAAAGUUAAUAGCACUUUAUAUACACUUUUUUGAUAAUACAGGAUGAUUUAGUUGGAAACAGGUAACUUAAAACAAUCAAAAAUAGGCAUUUAAAACAUAUGCUAAAUGAACUGUAGCUAGGAUUGUUCUCAGCACCAUCUUCUUAUACUAAAUACAUAGUAUUUUAUGUGGGUUUUAAACAUAGUGUUACGAAACAUUAUCACAUUAACAUUAUACAAUACUUUCAAGUCAGAAGAAAAUACUGUUACUCGAAAAGCGAUUACGGUAGUUUGUAACUAUUUUUAUGAUAGUUAAAAAGUUGAAAGACUGCUCCCAGAUCUUAGUCUGUCCUAUCCCACAUUUUACCAUGAUUAUUAUAUCUCUUUAGAAGCAUGAAAACAAGAAAUAGGGUUGAGAAGUUUAUUGCUCAUUCUUGCACUGCAUUUUUGUGGUAAAUUGUUCACUGUUGGCACAAUAUAUUCAUGUGAUGCUUGCUGCAAUGGCUUUAGUUAUAAAGUUGUAUGUUUUUCUCUUUAAUGUUUUCCAUUGGGCUUGUGUUCAAAAAUAGGUCAUUAUUUACAAAUUUAUGUCUACUAAAAUGGUUUCUUCAAAUGUUAUUAAUUUUCUAGUGCAUUAGACGAGAAUGUCAUUCAAGUUUGAAGAGCUUAAGGUGGACAUCAAAGGCUUGAAGGGCUCAGGUGUUUUAUACAACACUUAGAAGUCACUCAGUGUUUAUUAUUUAUUAAGAGCCACUCUUUGCACUUACAUAUGGCAGUUUUGAUUUAUUGUUUGUGUUUGACAUGUAAUUUUCGGACAGCGGAAAAGUCUUAAACCUGGUGUUUAUUUAUUUAUUUAUUUUAUUUUUUUUGCUGCUCCAGCGCUUAAAAUAGUUAAUGCUCCCAACCAGCAUGCGGCAGUUUACCUCGAAUAAUGGUUCUUACAUCACUUUUGCAUGGAAUCUGCAUAGCCAGCUAUAAUUAUGUUGCUUUUGCAUCCAUUCCUAAUACCUGAAGAGAAUGGGGAAGAACUGUUGUUUUUACCUGUGUGUCUACACUUAAUCUGUUAUGCUUUACUUUUUGAUGUAUUUUUUGCAAAAUUUAAAAGCAACUACUUAAUAAAAUUGAGCUUUCUCCUUUUGUUUAUAAAAUGCUUGUUGACCAUGCUAGGGGGUGGUGGGAUAGACAGUUACCACUCCAUUUAUAUCUUCUCUUCCUUGCGUCACUGCAAUCCAGUCCUAGAGUUUCAUCUGAUAAAAAUCAGAAUAAAACAACUUUUUUUUUGUAGCUUCUCUGUUCUCACAUAAUUUCUUUUUAAAUGCAACCCAAAAUAUUUUACACUGCAUGAGGAGCCAGGUAAUGUGUUCUUCUAUGACCAUUUUUCUACUUUCGUUGCCGAAAAGCUGACCUCGUCUGAUGUACCAGAAACUAUGUUUUUACAUACAGGAUCAUUUUCAUAAUUUUUUUUCACAGUAAUAUAAUGUUUAUGAUACAUUUUGAUGUUGUUGAUAAAAGGCAUAAUGCAGCUCACAAAAUUAUUUUGACUAAAACAUAAGUCCGUGGAACAUGCAUUUGCCAUGAUUGCAAGCAUGAUUAGAGAGCACAGAAUAUUUGCUAUGAAGUUUUUUAACUUACUAAUCAGUUUGAGUGAAAAAUUAUUCUAACUUUGUUAUAAAUAGCUUCUCAACUGGGAACUUCGUAAGAGGGUUUUACUGUCACAGGACUUUGCAUUGUGUUUGUGGUGGAGUUAAGUUUUCAUCAGUGGAAAUCGGAAGCGAAGCAGAAUUGCUGCAUGUUCUGUUGUUCAUUUCCCCUCUGGUCAUUUGCAUUAAAGCUUGUGCAAGCUGCAGCUAAAGAUACUACCGACAGUAAAUCGCAUAACCAUCGCUGGUUGCUAUCCUAUGGCUUCAGUUCUGUGUGAACAGCAUACGCAAGUAUGUGUACAGUUGGACUUAAUCAUAUCUGGCACUGCUUUUGGACUGCGUGUUAACUUUUAAUAUGGAAUUUACAAUAGCUAGUGGUAUGUUUCAACUGUAUAUUGCUACUCUAGGUCAGAUAUGAGCACAAAAAAUUUUGAUAGUGGAAUUUAAUUCAUAAAUCAAUGGUUUUAUUAAUUGAAACUAUGUAUUUUUAAUGAGAAAACUGUUGUGUUUUUGGGUUAUGAUUGGAACACAUUAAAAGUUGUUCAGAUUGUUUUAAAGGUGAGAAACAAUGUAAUUCACUUUCUGCCAGCUAUCUGCAGAUAAGUAGUACUAAGUAUUAUAUGUACAUUAAAACUAGUCAUUCUUUGAAUUUUUGUGAAGCACAAAUGAGUUUAUUAGUGUUAACCUUGUAUAUCUGGUUUUAUGACUUGAUUAUUUUUAAGUGUUGAUGGGAGGGGAAGGGGGACAGUAGCAGAAGGAAAAUUGCAGUUUUGAAUUCAAUUGUUUUUCGGUCAUAUUUCUAGGCUAUUAGGGAAAAGGUAGUAUAAGUCACAAAAUUGCUUAAAUAAGAGAUAAGUCAGAGGUCUUCUGGACAUGCAGUAAACCAUUUUACUUCAUAAUAUUGGGGUUUAAUAAAACAUAAGUUAAAAUUUUGUACUCCCUGUGGGGAAAAAAACUUGUCACUUUUUGCCUGGCUACCUAGAAUUUUUUAAUGCUAAAUAUUAAAAAUUGGCCUUUUAAAGAGUGCAUAUUCAUAAAUUUCCCUAGAUUGUAAAAGGAUAACUGUUGUUUAUUUGUUUACAUUUGUAGUAACUUUUCGAUGUGAAUUAUUUCACAGGGGAAUCUAUUUGUUACAGGCAUUACAAAAUGUCAUCUGUAGCGUUCUAUCCCCUCUUCCCCAAUUCAUAUACCAUGAGGAGACAGUUGCAGUUCACUUUUUUUUUUAGAGUGAAUGUUGUACUUUGUAUGGUUUAUGUGCUAAACCUUUUUAAUUACUUUGUGUGGGAAAAAAAUGUGCAUAUACAUGAAUUCCUUUCUUUGAAAUAGUAUAUACACUUUCUGUUGAUUCGUAUAUUAAAAUGUUUUGAUAUCCUGAA